UGCCCUGUCAGACGGCAAAAAUAAAACCUGAAAGAAAGAAAGUGGAAGAUCCCGACAGUCGCUGGUAAACUAAAGUCACGCCGUAAAUAAAAUCCUCCCCCCCCGGCGUCUUUCUCUUUCUUGUCUCUUCCCCUUUUCCCUUCUCCUCCUGUCUUUCCUCUCCGCACAGUCUCUCGUUUCGAUCACUCGUUCCGUCGAUUCUUUCGAGCUCUCUUCCUUUGAUUACUUUCGAUCUAUCUCUGUCUCUUCAGAUCUACACUAUCGUCACCAUGAAGCUCAACCUCAUCGCUCUGACUGCCCUCCUGGGCCUGGCCGUCGCUCAGUCGUCCACCUCCACCGGCGAGGCGUCGGCCACCACCAGCCUGUCUCCCGAGGCCUCCUGCGCGAAGAAGUGCUCUGACAACGAUCUCUGCUGUGUUGCUUCGUGCUACAAGGUCCCCUGCCCCAGCGACUCGCAGGCCAACGACACCGUCAGCUGCGUUGCCGCCUGUCCCCAGGGCACCGGCUCCCCCAGCGACACCGACCGCUACGCCAAGUGCCAGAGCAGCUGCUACAGCAGCCACUUCUUCCCGGCGACCAAGCUGAGCGACAGCGGUUCUUCCGCCACUCACGCCAGCUCCAACAGCGACUCCAAGACCACCGGCACCAGCGACGACGACAGCUCCUCCGCCACUGGCUCCUCCACUGGCCACCACUCCGGAUCCGGCUCCAGCGCCAGCGCCAGCGCCACCGGCACCAGCUCUGGCUCCGAGGCCAGCGAGACCGCCAACGCCGCGGCCCUGAAGCUGGGCGUCUCGACUGCGGGAGUCAUCGGUCUGGUUCUGGGCGCUCUGGCUCUGUAGACGAGUCGAAGCGACGCGUUGAAAACGAGACUGGCCACACCAGGUGCGAAUUCAGGGGGGGGGGGGAGGUGUUAAUGCGAGGAGGUCAUGGAUUGCUUUACGGGACACGGACAUGCGAAUGGGACUUUGUUACACAUAAUACGGGGCUAUUCCCUUCAUAGUUUUUCUGUUUUUUACUACCUUUCUCAGCUGUGAUAAUAAUUUUCAAUACCAUCACGUCUGUAUUCUAGCAUUGACCUCCUUGAUAUAUCUUCACGGAUACCUAUCACAUCCCUGCCCAGAAGAUCGCAU
This is a messenger RNA of Aspergillus steynii IBT 23096, 1133 nucleotides long. RefSeq lists its product as uncharacterized. Lineage: Eukaryota; Fungi; Ascomycota; Eurotiomycetes; Eurotiales; Aspergillaceae. The transcript is spliced from 3 exons. The record is from RefSeq and is a predicted model, not a curated record. Bases 270 to 842 code for a protein of 190 amino acids.